Molecule: messenger RNA, 267 nt
Organism: Bursaphelenchus okinawaensis
Lineage: Eukaryota; Metazoa; Nematoda; Chromadorea; Rhabditida; Aphelenchoididae
Source: the annotation of a GenBank genome assembly
AUGAAGUCGACAACGUCACGAAGCACUCCGAACACGACAACCGUACUACUGAAUGAGCGGGCCAACGAGCGCAGCCGAAACUGCACGUUCUGCAGCGAUUGUUGGGCACGCGUCGGCGGAGUGGACGAUAAGGAGGAAGCACGACGAUCCUGCUGCGAACAGCUGGGGACAUUUGGAGGCGAACGAAGCCAGUCCGCGAUCAGGUCCUCGUUCACCGACACCACGUGGUCGGCUAUCCGCAGAACGCCGUUCGUUCUGAAAGGGUAG